CCAACUUGAACUUAGACCCAUUGUUUGCAUCGCAUCAAUCUUAUUAACUCCAUGUCAGUCAACGGUAUCACUUCCAAAGCGCAAGACGCUCACCUCAGCGGAGCACCUCGCCACGUAGCCGGUGGCUUUGGGACUCUCGCGGUACAUGCAGGCCAGGACCCAGACCCAAUUACGGGUGCGGUCAUCCCUGCCCUGAGUCUAUCCACUACGUUUGCACAGUCGGCUGCUGGUGUUCACAAGGGAUACGACUACUCUCGCUCUGGGAAUCCCACCCGUGCCGCUUUCGAAACUGCUGUUGCAGCUCUCGAAAAAGGAAAGCAUGCUCUCGCUUUCUCUUCAGGAUCGGUCACCACUGCAACUGUCUUGAAUUUGGUGGGCAGCGGAAACCAUGUUAUUAGUGUCAACGACACAUACGGUGGUACUUUCCGUUACUUCACCAAGGUUGCUAGUCACAAUGGCAUCGAAGUUGAUUUUGUCGACUUGUACGAUCCCAGUGUAUUGAAACAGUCAUUAAGGCCAAAUACGAAAGUUGUCUGGAUCGAAACUCCAACCAACCCAACCUUACGACUGGUUGAUAUUCAAGCAGUUGCGGACAUUGUGCACACACAACCUGGUGUUAUCCUCGUUGUCGAUAACACUUUCAUGAGCCCUUACUUUCAAACUCCGUUGGAGUUGGGAGCGGAUAUUGUGGUUCACUCUGUUACCAAGUACAUCAACGGGCAUUCCGAUGUUGUUAUGGGAGUGGCUAUCACGAACGACGAUAGCCUGGCAGAUCGAUUGAGGUUCUUGCAAAAUUCCAUUGGAGGAGUCCCCAGCGCGUUUGAUUGUUUCUUGGCAAACCGCGGUCUGAAAACACUUCAUUUGCGUAUGAAACGCCAUGAAGAAAAUGCUUUGGCCAUUUCAAGAUACCUGGAAAGCUCCCCAAAGGUUGGCGAGGUCAUAUACCCAGGAUUACCGAGUCACCGACAGCACGAGCUUGCGAAGCGACAACAAAAGGGUUUCGGAGGAAUGGUCAGUUUUCGACUGAAGGAUGGCGAUUUAGAGACCUCAAAUAAAUUCCUAUCCGCUCUGCGCAUCUUUGCUUUGGCCGAGUCAUUGGGAGGGGUAGAGUCGCUGGCCGAGCUUCCCGCCGUGAUGACCCAUGCAUCGCUGACACCUGAAGCUAGAGAGGCUCUAGGUGUCACGGACAGUUUGAUUCGGUUAUCGGUAGGGGUAGAAGAUGCCGCAGACCUGAUUGCGGAUAUUGAGCAAGCACUAAACGCAGCUAUUCGUUGAUAUGUUUCUUCGUAGUGGUUAAUAGAAUUUGUUCUAGACUGUCCAUUUCUGUAUGUAUGCGUAAAAUUGAAUAAUAUAGGAAGGGGAAAUGGCCACUGUUCAA
This is a messenger RNA of Spizellomyces punctatus DAOM BR117, 1378 nucleotides long. Its product is annotated as cystathionine gamma-lyase CYS3. The record is from RefSeq and is a predicted model, not a curated record. The transcript is spliced from 4 exons. Lineage: Eukaryota; Fungi; Chytridiomycota; Chytridiomycetes; Spizellomycetales; Spizellomycetaceae. Gene Ontology annotation, cellular component: cytoplasm. Bases 52 to 1275 code for a protein of 407 amino acids. Gene Ontology annotation, molecular function: pyridoxal phosphate binding; cystathionine gamma-lyase activity. Gene Ontology annotation, biological process: transsulfuration.